This is a messenger RNA of Fusarium mangiferae, 1041 nucleotides long. RefSeq lists its product as uncharacterized. Lineage: Eukaryota; Fungi; Ascomycota; Sordariomycetes; Hypocreales; Nectriaceae. The transcript has a single exon. The record is from RefSeq and is a predicted model, not a curated record. The coding region runs from base 1 to 1041 and encodes 346 amino acids.
AUGGCUGAAUCACCGCAAGAAACCGUUACAAAACACCUCUCGGACGCUAGCAAACCGCUCAGACCGAUACUCACCUCUUUAAAUGGCGAUAACAGCUGGCUGAUGUCAUUCCCUAGGCCUGAGGAGGAGAGGGUUGCCACAGGGAAGGUCUUCUACCAUCUUGCUUUUGAACCAUGGCUGAAUGGAGCUGCCCACGUUGGACAUCCAUGGUUCGUACACCUUGCACGUGUUGAAAAGGAGGGCAUUUCGACCUUUGAAGACCUGGAGACUCUGAUUCGCGAGAUCGAGAAAGCUGCCUCGGCGCACUUGCCAGCAAAUGCUCAAGCCCAAGAGCCAAGACAACUCGAUGCUGUCCUUCUUGGUUUCUUCUACUCUGACCAUCUACAUCCACAGACUCUAAAGACAUUUCCUCCCGAGAUUCCGGUCAUAGCAACGGCACCUGGCGCUGCUAUCAUCGAGCCAUGGAAUCACUUCAAGACCAUCAAAAUCAUCAACAACUUCGAUUCAUCGGCGACAACUUGGAACUCACCAGACCUACAUCCAGGCGAACCAGUUCCGAGAUGGUUUACACCACUGAUGAUACUCGGCAAAAGCGAACUGAACUUUGUCUUUGCCAUAAUCUGGUCCCAUACCGCGAACGGCGAAGAGGUCCACGAAGCAAUUCUAGACUCCCCUCACGGUGUACAGCUCGACGCAAAACCCCUCGAAGCAUUCCUCGCAUCAGAGCCCAAGACUAAGAAGCUUGCGAUGCUGCACGGCCUUAAAGAGAGUCAUACUGGCGGUAUCCAAACAUGUUAUGGCGCCAAAGGUGGUCUUGGACUGCACCGAAAGGUUGGAGGCGUAGAACAUUGGGUUUCGACGCACUCUUCUGAGCUGAAAUACACGGGGAUAUUCAUGAGGCUCGUUUGGACUACUGAUACGCCGAGGACAAUCGAGUGGGCUUUGGAAGAGGAGAAAAAGGAGCAUCCUGAUGAAGAGUUGUCUGGACCACCGAAUUUCAUCAAGGUUGCGAAUGGUGCAUCGACAGUUUUGACGUGUUGA